Molecule: messenger RNA, 2261 nt
Organism: Cornus florida
Lineage: Eukaryota; Viridiplantae; Streptophyta; Magnoliopsida; Cornales; Cornaceae
Product: phosphoribosylamine--glycine ligase
Exons: 5
Coding region: 285-1856 (523 amino acids)
Biological process (GO): purine nucleobase biosynthetic process
Molecular function (GO): metal ion binding; phosphoribosylamine-glycine ligase activity; ATP binding
Source: RefSeq, a predicted model, not a curated record
AUCCGCGAAUUACGUUGUCAGCACUUUCUGAGCUCUCUCUCCUCGGACACCGCUAACCUCGCUACCGUGACCGUCGAUUCCUACUGGCGGCGAAAAGUUCAAGCCCAAAGCAAAGUAGGUGGCCACUUCGGGGGCUUGUCGAUCGACGGUUACUUCUUCGAAAACCUUGACUGUGCCUCCACCGCAGACGGCGGCGAGUCUGAGACAUUUGGUGCCAAGGCAGCGGCGGAGAAGAGAGUGAUCCUACCGUUCCCCAACAGAGAUUUUCUAGGUUAACAAACAGAAUGGCUUGCGUUUCACACUACAUUGGAGGAGCUUCAAUGAAGUUCCUGGAUUGUCAUCACCAUCGCUCAUCAAAGUUGUUUGGAGCCACUCAUCGUCACUGCUUCUUCGGCAAUCAAUCAGAUUUCUUCUUGAGGAAACUCAAUUCCAAAUCUCCGAAUUUUCGAGGUCCUUGUGAUUCUCGCCUUCCAAACAGGUUUCGAUCCUUCUCCACCGUGUUUAAUGCCGUUUCUUCGGAUAAUGACAUUUCUGAGGAGAGGGUUGUUGUAUUGGUCAUUGGUGGAGGGGGAAGGGAACAUGCACUUUGUUAUGCCUUGCAACGAUCUCCCUCCUGCGAUGCUGUCUUUUGUGCACCCGGCAAUGCUGGGAUUUCUAGUUCAGGGAAUGCCACUUGCAUUUCCGACCUUGAAAUCUUAGACAGUGCAGCUGUCAUAUCUUUCUGCAAUAAAUGGGGAGUGGGACUGGUUGUAGUUGGACCAGAAGCUCCUCUUGUUUCAGGUCUUGCAAACGAUUUAAUUAGGGCUGGAAUUCCUACCUUUGGCCCUUCAUCGGAGGCAGCUGCCUUGGAAGGUUCCAAGAACUUCAUGAAGAAUUUGUGUGACAAAUAUGGAAUUCCCACUGCUAAGUAUCAAACUUUUACAGAUCCCUUGGCUGCAAAAAAGUACAUAAAAGAGCAAGGGGCACCUAUUGUUAUCAAAGCAGAUGGAUUGGCUGCUGGAAAAGGAGUUACUGUUGCGAUGACACUGGAGGAGGCUUAUGAAGCUGUUGAUUUAAUGCUUGUAAAGGGUGUUUUUGGCUCUGCCGGUUGUCGUGUCAUUGUUGAGGAAUUUUUGGAAGGAGAAGAAGCAUCAUUCUUUGCUUUGGUGGAUGGAGAGAAUGCAAUACCUUUAGAAUCUGCUCAGGAUCAUAAACGCGUAGGUGAUGGUGAUACAGGGCCCAAUACUGGUGGAAUGGGGGCAUACUCUCCAGCACCUGUCUUAACUAAAGAACUUCAAUCUUUGGUCAUGAAAUCUAUAAUUUUCCCAACGGUAAAAGGGAUGUCGGAAGAGGGCUGCAAAUUUGUUGGGGUUUUGUAUGCUGGACUCAUGAUUGAGAAGAAGUCUGGAUUACCUAAGUUAAUUGAGUACAAUGUUCGGUUUGGAGACCCAGAAUGCCAGGCAUUGAUGGUUCGGUUGGAAUCUGAUCUGGCACAAGUUCUGCUUGCAGCAUGUAGGGGAGAGCUAACUGGGGUAUCUCUGAACUGGUCCCCUGAACCUUCAAUGGUGGUGGUCAUGGCAAGUAACGGCUACCCUGGGAGUUACGAAAAGGGAACUUUGAUUCGAAACCUUGAAGAAGCAGAGCAUGCCAUUCCAUCAGUUAAGAUAUUCCAUGCUGGAACAGCACUCGACUCCAAUGGCAACUUGAUUGCUACUGGAGGGCGUGUACUUGGGGUCACUGCCAAGGGACGAGAUCUUGAAGAGGCACGGGAAAGAGCUUACCGAGCUAUCGAUGAAAUCAACUGGCCAGGAGGGUUCUACCGGCGAGACAUUGGUUGGAGAGCACUUCCUCAGAAACAAUUUUCCACAAAAGGGUGAAAUCCUUUCUACAAAGGUGUGAGUUAUUUUAGAUGGUCGAGUAUCUUGUUAGUCAUACCAGAGCUCCGAGAUUGAAUACUGCCUUCAUCCGGGUUAGGGGGUUCCGAGAAGGGAAGGCUAUCUCACUGUGUAGCAUAGUCCUUGGACCACAAAAAGGAAGUUUAUGGCAUAAAAUGAAUCAAGUUGGCUGGUCGUGAAACAUAAUGUCUUAUAUUAUGGAAUGCAUGAACAAUGGAUGUUACUGAAAUUUGGAUAGUUUAUGAUAAAAGAAGGUUUUAGUGAUGAGUGGAAAAGGUUUCAAUGUUUGGCCAAAUCAAUUUCCCCAUCUUAGAAGCCUUUUAUUUUAAUUCAAUAAUAAUUAAUAAGCAAACCUUUUACUUCUUAAUAAUACAUAUUUUUCUGGAA